AUGGAACUACUUCGACAAGGGCAUAGAGAUCUUGUCUGUCGCCUGUCAUGGCGGCGACUAUUUAUGUUGAGACUUAAUAGUACAUGUUCUGCCACCUCGACGACGUUUCCCAUCGAGGACUCUUCACAAGUGCUAAGACAUCUACAAUUCACGAAACCACUUCCCUUCGAAAAGGGCAGCAGAAUCCAAGAAAGUUUUGUGAGGGCUCAAUUGGACAUGAAACACUUGCAAUCGAAAAUCUAUAGAAAAUUGCGGCAAUUAGAAUCGGAACAUCCGGGCACCACGCUCAAUCAUCAUGAAGAAUGGAUUUUGAAGAAUAUCUCGAACAUGAAGCCCCAUCCCAUGGUCCUUACAUUCGAAUUUGAGCCCACUUACACGGGUGGUAAACGUAGUAAGAAGGCUUUGAGCCCAGAAGAUAUUGCCAAAUUCGAGAAUUUUGUGCCACAGUCCCAGGGCGACCAUCUGCGCCCGAAGUUUGUUCAGGCAGAAAGAGGUGGACAAGUCACAUUUCAUGGACCUGGGCAGGUGGUGGCCUACUUGAUUCUAGACCUUAAAUCAUUCGACCAUUUUCCUGCCAAAUGUCUGGUGUCAGCAGUUGAGGACUCUACGAUCAGCGCUUUAAAAAAGACCACGAAUAGUAGCGAUGGCUCUACGCUGGGGAUCGAGGCUUGCAAAACACCGGAAACCGGCGUUUGGAUCAAUGAACAGGAAAAGAUUGCUAGCAUAGGGAUCCACGUCAGAAGGUCGAUUACAUCUCAUGGGGUUUGCAUAAACGUUAGUCCCGAUUUGUCUUACAUGAAUUCAUUCGUUAUGUGCGGCCUACACGGAACCAGGGCCACUUCCAUUCACGAGCAGAAUCCAAAAAGUGGCUGCACAACUCAGGACUUAGCAGUCGGGUUUGUCAACGAGCUCUCGAAGAAGCUAGGCAUUACAACCGUGGAGAGGGUUCAACUAGAAGAUAUAGAUUUAGACUAA
Molecule: messenger RNA, 975 nt
Organism: Lachancea meyersii CBS 8951
Lineage: Eukaryota; Fungi; Ascomycota; Saccharomycetes; Saccharomycetales; Saccharomycetaceae
Source: the annotation of a GenBank genome assembly